Messenger RNA from Anoplophora glabripennis (Asian longhorned beetle), 3446 nucleotides. Its product is annotated as elongation of very long chain fatty acids protein AAEL008004-like. Gene Ontology annotation, biological process: sphingolipid biosynthetic process; fatty acid elongation, polyunsaturated fatty acid; fatty acid elongation, monounsaturated fatty acid. The record is from RefSeq and is a predicted model, not a curated record. Gene Ontology annotation, cellular component: endoplasmic reticulum membrane. The transcript has 8 exons. NCBI's taxonomy places the organism in Eukaryota, Metazoa, Arthropoda, Insecta, Coleoptera, Cerambycidae. Bases 158 to 1144 code for a protein of 328 amino acids. Gene Ontology annotation, molecular function: fatty acid elongase activity.
CGGUACGUUACUGUCUGGUUGUACCAUUAUCAAGGAUAGACUCGGAUUUCAGUUACUUUCAUUGUGUAUAGCCGACAUAUCGACAGGUUGAGAAACUGCGGAUCGCGCGUACUUGUGAUUUGUGUCUGUGAUAAAGUUCGUUAGUUAGGGAUAAAUAAUGACCCAAGUCGUCAAAUAUAUACUGGAUGGAUACCAUGACCUCAUGGACAACAAAAGCGAUCCGAGGGUAAACGACUGGUUCUUAAUGAGUUCCCCAUUUCCCACUUUGGCGAUAUGUCUCACAUACGUUUAUAUCGUAAAAGUUCUAGGUCCGAAGCUUAUGGAGAAUAGGAAGCCGUGUGAAUUAAAGAAUGUGCUAAUAGUGUAUAAUUUAUUCCAAGUAAUAUUUAGCACGUGGCUAUUUUAUGAGAGUUGUGUAGCUGGAUGGUUAAACCAUUACAGUUUUAAAUGCCAGCCAGUAGACUAUUCCACAACCCCCUUAGCAAUGAGGAUGGCCAGAGGUUGUUGGUGGUAUUACUUUUCCAAGUUUACGGAAUUUUUUGACACGUUCUUCUUUGUUCUCCGAAAGAAAAACAACCACGUGUCAACCCUUCACGUCAUCCACCAUGGUGUCAUGCCCAUGUCGGUCUGGUUUGGAGUAAAAUUCACACCAGGCGGUCAUUCCAGCUUUUUCGGGUUUUUGAAUACCUUUGUUCACAUUAUUAUGUACAGCUACUACCUUCUUGCCGCCCUUGGGCCACAGUACCAGAAGUACCUUUGGUGGAAAAAAUACUUGACUACAAUCCAAAUGAUUCAAUUUGUGCUGGUUAUGGUUCACGCAUUCCAACUGCUUUUCAUCGAUUGCAACUAUCCCAAAGCCUUCGUUUGGUGGAUCGGAAUGCAUGCUGUCAUGUUCUACUUCCUCUUUUCCAAAUUCUAUAAACAAACAUACUCCAAGAGGGAGAGGAAAGAUAAAACAGCAGCCCAUUUGAAUGGAAAACCGCAGACCAACGGACGCUCGAAAAUAGGAAUUUGUUUCACAACGCAAACGGCGUUGUACGAGCACUCCGAUGACGUGAAGACAAUGACAAAUGGGUACACCUCCUCAGAGGCCUCAAACACAUUGCGAAACAGAGCGUACAUAGACAGCAGUGCCAAGUCAUAAUCGUUAAUUUGUACCUAAGUAGGAUUAAUUUAUAUUGUAAAAAAUAUCGCCUUGGUGUUCAUCACAUCUAAUGAAGCGAUUACAUCUUCAGUACAAUCACUUUUGGUAUUGGGACGAAGAAUAUUUCUUCGAUUUGAAGAACUGCUCAAAAUCGUAAUGUAUAACUGCAGAGUUUUCAAAUGAAAAUUAAAAGCAGUUUGUGCCAACCUUGUAGAUUUGCUCGAUAUCGUAUCAUGUUAAUGUAAUAGUCUGCCAAAGAAAUAAAGUAUAUACGGUGCGGGCAAAAUCCAGUAGUAUUUGUUUUAAUACUUAUGCAGAUGCAGUAACUGAAUUUUUAGUAAAUGUUAUCUAGUUUGAAAUUCUAAUACCCACUCACUAACACAUAUUAUCAGGAAUUUAUGAAAUAUAUCCAACUGAUAAUUUUUCCAAGAAUCAAAGCUUUUAUACGCAAAUAUUAGGUACCAUAGGUAAAGAUCUAUUCAAUUAAGAGUUUAGAAAAAUAUUAAAAAGAAUAUAAUUUUUUAUAUUUACAGUGAUGAUGUAUUUUACUUUUUAAUAACUGAUAUACAACAGCAGUUUUCAAUUUGUUCUUUGAUGUUAUAUUUCUGUUAAUACAUACAAGGCAGCUCGCUAUGAAAAUCUCAUAAACAGCAAGCGAUACAAAACUAGUUAAAUAACAAAACACUCUUAAAUGAUGCCUUUACUUUUUUUGUAGACUGACCACUAGGCUUAAAUUUUUUUAAUGACUGUGUAAUUAUUCUAGAUACAAGCAUCGACUGGUACUAUUAUAACAUGAGCCAUAAAAAUGGUUUAUAAAAUUACGAAAAUGAGUAUGAUAUCCAUAGAAAAAGAUGUUCACCAUCGUCUACCAAAAUCCAAACGGUUUAGAAAAAUUUUAAUGGUACCAGGCGAGGAAAGAUAAAAAUUUAAAGGUUAUAUGUAUUUUAUUUUGCUGUUUCCUAUGUUCCAUGGUGAGCACCUUUAAGUGAGUCACAAUGUAUAGAUAACUGGCUAAAACAAUAUCUGCAUAAGUGGAAGUUAUUAUAAGUAUAUAUCGGAAUAUGUCAUAAAAUCGUUAUUAAAGUAAGUGCACAUAAUAUGUUGAAGCACGGAUAUGUAUGCAACAUUUUGGAUUGGAUUUGCAACGUUUUCCUUUUUAUACUAUAAAUUUAUAGUUUCCAUGUAUAUUUGUUGUCAUCGGGACCAGAUGAAUUUUUAAAUGUAACACGAUUUACUUCUUGUAAUAUUUAUAUCUUGCUGGCCGCAUUGGCCCCUGCAGACAAGUGUGCUCUUACUUAUAUUAACGACUAAUAGUAGACAUAGAAUAUUCGAAUAUAUGGUUUAUUGGUAUAGGUCAAGUUGUAAAAGAACCUAGGCCAAACGACUCUGGGUUUAAAUCUUUUUACUCUUCAUAAUCAUAAAUAGUCUUUGCAUCAUCGUAUUUGGCUAUAUUUUAGAGAAAACUGGUAGUUGUUUAGAAUACUGUCAUUAGUCUCACAUUCUACUCUCUUGACCCCUGUCAAUAAAGACAGGAAAAAUACAAGAUAGUCAUCGGUUAAUGUCUAUUUGUGCUUGUUCAUUACCGCUAAUUUGGUAUAUAUUCAAUUUUGUUAGACUGAUCAUUGUUUCUAUUCUUAUCUAAAAUCACAUAUACUUGGUAAAUAUUAAACUGUAAACUAUUUUGAAUAAAAACAUUUGUGUACAUUUCAGUUGUUCAAUAUACAAUGAGUUAUUUAUUUUAUGCAUUUUUGUGACUAUAAUAGUAACACAAUUUUUAAAUACAUUCUUUCAAAUUAUCCCUAAUAAUUUUUGGAAAAAUUUAUCUUUAGUCGUUAUUGUAUGACUUUCCAGUUCAUAAGUGUAUAUAAAAUAUAUAGAAGGAUCUUUAAAUACGUAAUAUAGCUGCAGGUAUCUAAAGAAUUGUUCUGUAAUCAUUUAAUCCAAAAUCGUCUAGCAAAUUUUCUUUCUCGCAACUUCAACAAAUGAAAUAAGAGGAAGAGUACAAGGCCCCCUAAGAUUAACAUGAUCAAGUACAUGUACAUAUUUUUUUUGCAUGUAAAUAUGAACUAUUAUUAUUUACUAAUGGAAAAUUUUUGUAUUGCAUUUAGUUAGGUACUUGAUUAAUAGUGAUCGUUAAUGUAUUUAUACAUUUGUUAAAAAAGAACAACGUAGAAAAUAUAGGACCAAUAUUUUUCUACAAUUUUGUUAAAAAAACAUUGCCAUUAACUCUGUUAAGGCAUGUCUGUUCAGAUAAUUAUUCUUUAUUUAAAAAAAUAGGUACAGAUAUUUAUUUAUGUUAAGU